CAACCGCGUAUAAUUAUCAUGGGUCGCUCCCGCCCUCACGAGACAAUGUCUUUCCUCCCCCCCACACAGAUUCAGAUCGAUCAAUCAAUCAAUCAAGAUAAUUUUUCUGACUCAACUUCGCAAGAACGCAUUCCAGACACUGGCUGCAUACAACUCCGACACACACAUUGGACGAUUACGAUCCAAGUUCACAACUUCACACUUCCAAGUUCUGCGACAGUGUCUCACCAUGCCACUGAACGAUCCCCCCCUCGGGCGGAUGCUGGCAACCCCCUCCGGCUGGUUCGCCAAGCUGCUCAAGCCUUGGGAUCGCGUCGCGAAGCCCAGCGCGUCACUUGUCCCACACACAAAUCCUCGGAUGAUGAUCAAGCCUGUUCGACCUUACUACACCACUUUGGCCAACCGCAUUGGCGAUUCAGUCACCUCAGCGCCCUCAACUCACGACACCUCUUGUCUGGACUCACACUACUUCGACGAGCACCACGCGACCAGCACCCCCAUCAAGCAUCAGCGUGUCGAGGAAGACCUGGUGCCCGGGUUCACGACCAUUGAGCCUCCCACCAAUCUGCGGCCCAUGGAGUUCGAGAUUGAGCUUGCGUACAGCAUGGCGAUCAAGGAGCUGGCCGCGCGCCCAGACCACUUGGCCCGACCCAAGCGCACAUUGCACGGAGAGCCCGUCGAGAACGGCACCGCGCUUCGCUACCGCCCAGGCUGCAUGUACCUGCUGGCUGAGUCUCGCCAGCCACGCACUCGACUCGCCGAGGCUGGUCGUCCUGCGCUAUCCGACAUUGCGUCUGAGUCAGCCCACAGCUCGCCCGCGCUCAACUACACACCCGUGCUCAACCAGUCGCCUCGCGUCUUCAAGGUGCCGUCUGCCACCGAUUCCGAGCGUUCUCUCUCCGUGUCUGCGUCGCUUCUCAUGACGCCUUCGAGACUGGAUUGUGCUGAGGACGCACCAUGCGCAACACCUGAUGUCUCUUCGCCAUUUGCUGGACCUAUCCACGUCCCAGGAAACGACAUGUUCCGCGACACACGUCAGAACACAGCCGUCAAUAAGCUUGCUCGUCUGGUCGACACAAAGUGUGGUGGUGUUGCUUUCAAGGUUACCACUGAGUUGGAGGACGAUCGUUGUGUUGUGCGGAUUAAGCUUCCCAAACGAUACCUCGACUACAUGCCUCAAGAAACACCUGUUGCUGAAUCCUUCUCUGAAGACAGCACGAUGACGGUGGGAAGGGACGAUACCCUUGCCGCCUAUGAUGCCUCACCGGCUCAUUCACCGAGGACCGACGACGUUACUCUGACCGUCACGGACUUUUCUCCUCUCAUGGAUUUCGAUGAUGAUACCCUCGUGGUUUCCGAUUUCUCUCCUUAUGGUCGCGACAUGUCACCGCACCAGAACCAGCCACAGGCUGUUGAUUCCUUGCUCCCACAAGAAGUGGUUGAAGCCCCAUCUACGCCAAUGGCGCACAAUACUCAGCCUCAGUCACAGGCAAUACAUUCAUCGCUCCCACAAGAAGUGGUUGAAGCCCCAUCUACGCCAAUGGCGCACAAUAUUCAGCCCCAGUCACAGGCAAUAAAUUCAUCGCUCCCACAAGAAGUGGUUGAAGCGCACGACACACAGCCCCCGUCACAGGCUGUGGAACUAUACGACCAGCUCCCGCACAUGGCGGUCGACGCUACGGCUCCGGACAGUCCUGGCCGCGCCUACCUGCGCGCCUUCAUCUCGAAGUCCAAGCCUGCCCUGGCGCGCGCGCCACUGGGCGAAAGAAGCCCCAAUGCCUCCCCCAGUCCCCCCAAGCGCAAGCUGGAGGACAAGCCGGAGCACGACAAGGAGAACGAGCCAGAGCACGACAAGGAGAACGGCAGAGACGCGAAGAAGCCGCGCCUCACAAAGGCGGCGCCCACCACACCCUCCAAGCCGCCUCCCCGUAGAUCGGUGCGAGCGCGCGCGCAGCCUGGCCCAGCUGCCUCUACCAAGUCCGCCAUACCCACCGCCGUCAAGGUCGGAAAGGCGCCCACUCUGAGCGCCAUGCGGCUGGAGCAGGCCGAAUUGGCCCGCCGCACCAGCGCCAACACGCGCAGGAACCGCGGCAAGGGUGACUCGCUCGAGGUUGUCCAGGCUAGGUACCUCGAGGCUCACUCGAGCUCCUCCCCCUCGGAGAAUGACGAGUCCGAGCGCACCAGCACCAGCACUCAGGGCGUGGUGUGGAAAGAACCCCUCGAGGAGUUCGCCCCGGCCGUCAAGGCUGUCGCGGCAGCGAAGAAGGCUGCCACCCCCAAGCCCAAGAAGGCCAAGAAGGCCACCGUGGCCCCCUCCGCCAGACCUGGCACCCCUCGUGUCACCAGGUCGCGAACGCGGUCUCAAAUGGUAUGACUAUCAUGUUGUGUUGGAGUUUGCUUACUACUGUUUUUUCUGGCAUGGAUUAUUUCGCGGUCGUUUGUGUGGUUUGGUUGAGCAUGGAUUAUCUCGCGAGCGUUUUUGGAUCGGUUGGAAAGUUUUGUGGCAUUGCGUCGGCGUUGUAUCAUGGAAAUACCCCUAUUGUUGUUUUGGUUUGAAAGUUUUUGCUCGCCCGGAUGAGGCUUGAGCAGUUGUACGGAAAGAUGAAGCAGUUGGCGCCGCUAUGGCGCCCAGAUAGACAACGUUUCAAAAAU
Molecule: messenger RNA, 2652 nt
Organism: Emericellopsis atlantica
Lineage: Eukaryota; Fungi; Ascomycota; Sordariomycetes; Hypocreales; Bionectriaceae
Exons: 1
Coding region: 230-2374 (714 amino acids)
Source: RefSeq, a predicted model, not a curated record